Molecule: messenger RNA, 8592 nt
Organism: Osmia bicornis bicornis
Lineage: Eukaryota; Metazoa; Arthropoda; Insecta; Hymenoptera; Megachilidae
Gene: Tdg
Product: alpha-protein kinase 1
Exons: 9
Coding region: 2344-5658 (1104 amino acids)
Biological process (GO): base-excision repair, AP site formation
Cellular component (GO): nucleus
Molecular function (GO): mismatch base pair DNA N-glycosylase activity; DNA binding
Source: RefSeq, a predicted model, not a curated record
CGGAGUGCUAUCUCGCUUUCUCGUUUUCGUAGCCGGUCUCUCUCUGGGAGGUAGGUACGCGGUAGGUGCUCCCACUCUGAUACACCUCGCGGCAGACUCGGUCGAACGGAUCGUACGCGUUACACGAACGCGCGGCCAUCGACGUACAUUUCGACGACGCGUGUACGCUCGUACAUAGACGCACACGUACGUGAUACGGGUGGAAACGCACACGCACGGUACGCCACGGGCAGGCAUUUGCACGGCCAGCCGAAGCAGCUAGACUGGCAGAAAAUCGGCCGACCGUACCGCUCUUUACCAAACUCGAUACACCCGAUCGAUUCUUCCUAAGGAAAAUCCUUCUAUCGAGCCUGCGUAAGUUUCGUUACGUUUUCUCGUUAGACGACGCUUUGAAACUGGCCGCGGCGGGAACGUAAAAUCAAUUGAAACGGUUCGUUCGGUGGACCGCGGGAAUUACGAAGAUUCGACACGAACCGGACGAAACGCGUUCUAAUUGAACGUAAGAGCGACUCGCGAACAUAAUUAACAUAAUGUCAUUGGGAGAGAUUCGACUGGAGCGCAAGGAAAGAAGGAACGUCGAAUCUUCUUUUUCAUUUUAUUCAUUUUAUUCAUUUUACGGAGGAUCGAUUUGUCUAUUCCGAUCGAAGAGAAAGCCAUUUAAAUCGAUUAGUCCCGAAGCGAACGUUUGGAGAAAGGAAGGAGACGGAAAGUCGGAAAGAUUUUUGGGAGUAAAGGUAAAAAGAGCGUAGGUAUAAUCUUUGUGGUCGUGGUCGUGGUCGUGGUCGUGAUCGUCGUCACUGGGACCGUCGUUGCUAGGAUCGCCGCCGUCGCCGUCGUCGCCGCGACCGGCGGGAGGCUCCGAAACCGAAGCUAACCGAGAGAGGUCGGAAACGCACGAACCUCGGCGGCUCGAGGAACCGAACCAGCGACACUGGCAAGCAGUGCGGUGCCGACUCUUGCUGCCGCGGUUCCACCUUCCGCGGUGUGCGUGGACGCGUGUUUACACGACGAUAGAAUUCCUCGUCGAAACAGAGACGGAGCUAAGCAGAAGGCAGAGAAGAGCGAAGAGGAGUGGAAGAGACAGAGAGCGAGAACGAAAGGAUCGUUACGUCGAAGUAGAAGCAGCAGCAGCAGCAGCAGCGAGAGGUUAGAAAGGAAGAGGAGUAGGCGCGUUCGCGGUCGUGUUUUAUCGUGAAGACGACUGAAAUUUUACAAGUGGCACGCUGUCGCGUUAUCGGAGUAACGCGACGACGACGACGACGAGUCGGAGUCGAACAACGAACAGACGUCGAAAGCACGACGCACACCGUCCAGAAUAGGAGCCACGAAGGGCACGGAGGAAAGAGAAAACGCGUUCUAUCGCCUUGGUGGUUCGGGGCGUGGGUGCGGAGAUCGCGAAUCUCUUGGGCGAAACGUUUGCCGUGAGGAAAGUGAGAGGACCGAGAGGAGAAAGAGGUAGGGAGCGAGAAAGAGAAAUGAUCGGCAACGGAACGGAUCCGUCGCGAGUCAGCUUUUCCUUCGCCCGGGCAUCUUAAGGAGAACGAGCGGUGUACAACGCGGAAGAGGAGAAACUCGAAGAAGAAAGUUUUUAUUCACCGUAUACGUUCAGCCAAGAGAUCUUCUUCUCGGUGGUCACGUGUACUUACUGGCCCGCGUGCGGCUGAAAAUCGUGAGAGCGCGGACUCUCGUGAAGCAGGUAAACGGGCUUUCACGGUCUCGUUCGAAAAGUAGUGGAACGAACCGGGAGAGACGGUGGAUUCGAGCGCGAGAUUGGUCUGGUCGUUGCCGCAGCCGCCGCCGCCGCCACCGUCAUCGUCGGAAACUAGCGAUCGGCGAGAGAAAACCGGCGCAUCGAGAACGGUUCGUAGGGAAUCGUCAAGCGGAACGUUGGAUAUCCUGGAGGAAGAUGAAGAUGGUAAGGACGAUCGUGAGCGGUAAACGGAGGACGAGCAGCUCGAGAGGACUCGAUUGAAUCCAUUCGGUGUACACGGCAGCAGCCGUCGCUGCCGGCACCGGUCCUUAACCGGGGUGAUCCCUCGGUUCUGUGUCGCAACGAGGAUUGCUCGUUCGUUAACCGUUCCGGUGACGGUGACAGUGUCAGUGAGUGGUGUCGGUGGCGAGGAUAGUUGGUCUAGCGAGGUGGCGGCGCGCGCGAUCUACGGCCCGCGUUAUCCCGCCGACGGCUCGCGUCACCGUCCUCCUCUCCUAACUUUCCUUCCUCUCGUUUUCCGAGCUGAACCCGCUGUCGACCAAAGAACUACGGUAAAGAUUUCGAGAAUUCCGUGCUGUUGAGCGCGACGUAACUCGAUUCGAGGAAAAAAGUUCGAGAAACGAUCGACGAAAAUGCAGGUGGCAACGUUGUUUAGAGAGAGCGCCACUCUGCUGGGUGCCUCUAGCCUGGAUCCCCCGCAAACUCAUCAUCAUCAGGCUAUGCACCAACAACAACAACAACUGCAACAACAGCAGCAGCAGCAGCAGCAGCAGCAGCAGCAGCAACAACAACAGCAACAGCAACAGCUUCAACAACACCCUGCCGAUCUGCAUUUGGCACACCACAUGCAACACCAUUAUAAAAUGUCGUAUCCAUCACCUGUGCAAAACGGAGGACCAAACGGAGCGACGAUGAAUUGCAGCGGGUCUCAAGGGGUGAUGGUAAAGCAGGAAGCGAGGGAUGACGGUUACGAGACAAGUCCGGACCUCGAGAUGAGGAGCACCGGCGGUGACAGCAGUCAGCAGUACCACACGCCGCUGACACCGCACACACCGCACACGCCGCACACGCCGCACACACCCCUCACCCCGAUAUCGGCGACAGCGCAUCAACCCCAGCAACCUGGCUCGACCGCUUCCACCCUCGGACAGGUGGCGAUCAAGUGCGAGACCCCGGUGGAUCCGUAUUCGUUCGUCGACGAGGAAAUGUCGAUGGGUGGAAUGAGGACGGCCAACAGCCCGGCUGCUGGGAACCCGGAGAACAUGACGUGUCCGUCCGGGGCGCAACCGAGCCUGGCUACACCUACGUCCACCCCGCCUGGACCUCUCUCUGGACCGCAACACCUUCAGAUGAACCUCGGCGUGAUGAACGGCAACGUGAACCCCCAAUUGGCCGUCCAUCAGCCAAAAAAACGAGGCCGCAAAAGAAAAUCCGAAAUGAUUCUCACACCGGAAGAGGCGGAAUUAGCGGAGGCGAAGAAACGAGCAAAAACGUACAAAGAGAGGAAGAAGCACGACAGAUUCGAUGGUAUGCCGGAAGAGGAAGUGAGCAAGCGCGUCCUUCCGGAUCAUCUGACCAACAACCUCGACAUCAUCAUAAUUGGAAUCAACCCGGGACUCUUCGCCGCUUACAAGGGACACCACUACGCCGGGCCAGGCAAUCAUUUCUGGAAGUGUUUACACCUGAGUGGACUGACACCCGAACCACUGACGGCGGAUGACGAUUACAAGCUCUUGCGCUUCGGUAUCGGUUUCACGAACAUGGUGGCUCGCGCCACUAAGGGCAGCGCCGAUUUAACCAGGAAAGAAAUCAAAGAAGGCAGUCAUAUUCUGUUAGAGAAAUUAAGAAAAUACAAACCCAAGAUUGCGGUGUUUAACGGUAAACUAAUUUACGAAGUAUUCUCCGGGAAGAAAGAAUUUGGAUUCGGAAGACAGCCCAAUCUGGUGGACGGUACCAAUACGUACAUGUGGGUGAUGCCAUCGAGCAGCGCGAGAUGCGCGCAACUUCCGCGUGCGGCGGACAAGGUGCCGUAUUACGCGGCGCUAAAAAAGUUCCGCGAUUAUUUGAACGGCACCAUCUCCCAUUUGGACGAAUCUGACAUCGUGUUCGCCGACUCGAAAUUGAAGAAGAAGGAACAAGAGGCGAUCGAAGACAAGAAACCUUCAUUUUGCGACGACCUGAACGAAGGGGAUAGCAGGAUGGGCGAUAUGAACGGAACCGGGAUGAAACACGAUCAGAACUCUCAAAUACCUGGUAAGAAGAAGAGGGGCAGACCGAAGAAAAUAAAGAAUCCGGAAGAUCAACCGCCGCCCGAUCCAGAGAAACUGGAUGCGAAUGGAGAAGUGAUAAAGAAACGUCGCGGACGUCCGAAGAAGAUUCACCAGCAACAGAAACAGCAAGAACGAGAGAUGAGGGAACGAGAACAACAGCAACAACAUCAACAGCAACACCAGGCUCUGGGCCAUUUGGGGGACGGAUACGGCAACGUGAUGCCCAAUUGUUUCUCGCCGCCAAAGACGUUCGCGCACAUGGCGCCUUACCCGCAACCGAUCAACGAUUCUGGAUACUAUGGCCAAGGCAUCAACGACAGUCCGUACAAUAUGAACGCGAAACAGAGUCCGGUCCAUUUGCAACAUUACAGUCAAAGCCCGAAAUCCAUGUCGCUGUCGUUCACUCAUUCGGACCUCUCCUCGGAGAUCAACACCGCGAUCUCGUCGGAAAACAACCUGGAGCCCUCGCCGUUGACUUCUCCGAGCGUCGAACAUCCAGACUUUGAACCGCCUACAAGCAUGUCCCAACAAAACAUGAACAACGAUCAUCGGCAAUACAAUCCGGCUGGAAACGGUGACAACACGGGUCACCACGGCAGCCCGGGAACGCCGUCUCAUCCUAGUUACACAAGUUACAUGGGCUAUCACGAGCAAAACCCCGAUCCUCACAAUCCUCAUCCCCAUCAAACCACCCCGACUCCGUUGAGCCAAACUGCUGACGAACAUUCGCACCAUUCCCAUCCUACUCCCCCGCACACGCAUCCUCACACACCGAACCAUACCUCGAUGUCGCCCCACCAUCAUCCGCACGAACAAUACGGAAUGAAAAGAAACACCGGCCAAGACGUAGCGUCCAAGAGUCUGAGCGACUUGGAAUCUCUAGUCGACCAAAUACCGAGUAUAGCCGACGGUGGUAGCCAACGACUCCAACACUCUCAUUCCGGCAUCAACGACGACGGUUCGCUCGCGGAAAAGAUGGAAGCGCAUCAUCAGUCUUACCUAUCCGGUUUCUCCGGAAUGCCUAACGCGGGUAUGUCAAAUUACAGUCCUCCCCUAGGACCCGGUGGCCCGAUCUACCCUGGUUCGUUGCACCAUUCUCCGAACGACGGUUACGGAUCUCUCUAUACCAUGAACGGACGACAACAUCCGGAUUCCCAACAACAACAACAACAGCAGCAGCAGCAACAACAACAGCAGCAGCAGCAACAUCAACAACAACAGCAGCAGCAACAACAACACAGCAAAUCUUACACGGUUGAAAAUCUAGCGUCUAGCAAUUAUACGCCGAGCAUGAGCCACGGGCAUUCCGGUAACUCGUAUCCAAACAUCAUUCCUAGCCCUCAUUAUCCCGUACCGAUGGGCUCGACGAACGGAUACCUUUUCGGUGGUCUGGAGUCUAGCCUGAUGCAACGCACUUACGGGAUGGGCGGUAUGAGCGGGAUGGGUGGUAUGCACCCAUCCCUAGGUCAUAUGGCCAAUCCUUAUUCCUAUAACGGUUCGUACUCUAGUUCCUUCGACGCGUAUCCGGCACCCCCGGCUGGCAUUCACGCGCCCAGCGCAAAUUAUCCUGGCGGCUACACCAGCGUCGGCAGCAGCACCCCCGGUACAUCAACGCCGCCCUCUUACCUUCCCUCUCAUCACAGGCCGUCGGUCGACCUCGCGUACGACGGUGUAUGAUAAUCGGUGUAAAACUCUAAUCGACACACGCUACGCGAUUCGAGCGCUACGUUUAUCUUUUCUACGUAUUUUUACACGUCUACGGAUCCGCCGGAAUUGUCGUCUUAACGAAACGCUUCUCGAAUGCUUUUUCCCGCGACUCGCUACCAUUUCUCCGCGCCUUCCAUCUUUUCUUUUAUACUUUUCCACUUAUCCCUCCGCCCACCUUACCUUAACCCUCUCUUUCAACCUUUCCUUUACCUUUUACUUUCUUUUCUUUUCUUUUCUUUUCUUUUCUUUUCUUUUCUUUUCUUUUCUUUCUUUUCUGACUCGCUCGAGUAACGAUCGUGCCGCGAGUAGCGACGGGUGCGCGGUUCAAAACCGUGGAAACUGCUAGCGGAAGGCAGAAAAUUUAGUUGGCUUUCGCGUAACGCGUCGAUAAGUAGCAGGGCUGCGGGUCGCAAUGGCAAGCGACGAGCGAUGAAUCUCUCGAUCAACUUUCCCCUCAAAAGAUGAUAUGUACAUUCGAAAAACACGAAUUGCGUUAAAAUAUUUUCCUCGUUGCUUGUCGCUCACCGUUCAUCGUUCUUUGCUCUCCGCUUUCCGCUCUCCACCCUCCACCCUCCGCACUUGGCUCGUCCGGUCGCCCACUUGCUAAUGUAACAUACAUCGACGAGCAUGGAUAGUUCCACGCGAGAGGAAAACACGGUAGGGAAUCCAUCGUUGCUCGCCGAUGUACUCGUGGUCUCAGAAAUUCGCCGCGUUUCGGGUCACCGUUCACCCCCCUGUUCGCGUUGAUCGUCGAUAAGGGGUAGGAAAAAAAAAAAACGAUGUUAAAGUUUUGCUAUUUUGCGUCGUCUCGCAAAAAAACGUUAUUGUUACGCUUUCGUUAUCGUUGAAAUAUAUUUCACUUGUUUCGCUUGACCGGCGAAUACGUGCAAUCUGUUGCCGCUCCAACGGAUCGAUGCGAAAGAACCAGCUUCUCGAACGUAAUUCCUUCGAAUUAUGGUAGAAACAUUCGCGCCCAUGCGUACACACCGCGUAUAUUCGUUAUUUUAUUCCUUUAUAUUUCAUCCGUUUCUCGCGUUGCCGCGUUAACGUUAAGAUUCGUUGUUAACAACCGACGUGCUCGUCUUGAAUCAGUUGAAUCGCGCAAAAUUUGUAUUCCUACACUUUCCGUAAGUUACAACCAGUGUUUCCAGUUAACGAAGCAACAAAUGCAGUUAUUGUAUUACACUGUAACGUUACGUUGUCAAAGCGAUAACGCAUAUACGCGUGUGCACGCAAUUCAUUGCAAACUGUGCGUAUGUUUUAACGCGAAUCUAGUCAAUUCGAUUCGUUGAAUCGUGGCCGUUUAUCGCAAUCGACCGAGUAAUUUUAUGUACUAAUAAAGUGAAAAAAAAAAAAGAAAACACACACAAAUCGAUAGAAAUAUCGAAUUUCGCGUGGUUUCCCUUCCGUUUGAACGUAAAAGAGGCUACAUCAUGAUUGACACAGCAUCGCGUCGUUACGUAGAAAUUUCUUGCCGAACAAACUGAGCCACGCGCAAUUAACGCGUCCACUGUCAUAAGGGUCUAAUUACUUUCAUUCGAACAAAAAAAAAGAAAAGGUGUGAAAUACUGAUGUGACAGUGAACGCGUUAAGAAGCUUCUCGCCUAUAUAAUUUGCAAGUUUGCCUCGAUUCGAAACGCGUAAAUUAAUUAUAAUCGGCAUCGAUGCUUCUGAUACACGGGAUAAGUAAACCUCUCUUCUUUACGAGAAACGAGGUUUCUCGUCUCGUAACGUUUUCGAUGGAAACGCGAGAUGCGAGAGGAGAGAAGAGAUUAGAGACGUUUGAAGCGUACAGAGCGAAACGGAAGAGAGAUAGGUCGCGAAGAAAAGCUCGAUAGUCGAUUCGAUAGGCAUAUCCUCGCUUUCGUACCUCGCACUCGCCAUACAUACACAGCCAUACUCGUUCCUCGUUGCGAUAAAUUUUCUGUAUCGGUUGAAAUCGUUGACUCUCGACGUCGCUGUGAAAUGUCAUAGGUUACCGUAAUUUUUAUCGUUAUCGCGUUACGUUGUCUCGUUAAUUGUAUUUCAUCGUCGUGUUUCGAGCAAUCGAGGAUCACCAAUGUUUAUCGAUACACGAUCGCGAACAGUCGAUGUAGAUGUAUGCCAUUAACCGACAUCCUCUUUUGUCGCUAAUCGACGCUGUAAAAUUACGCAUCUGGCAUGAUUCUAUACAAAAUCGAAAUGAAUAUAAAGUGCACGCGUACUCGUAGACGAAAAAGAAGAAAAAGAAGAGAAAAAAAAAAAUGAAGAAGGAUAUCGGUGUACGCGUACGCGGCCACCUUAUAUUUACGGAAUAUACAUAAAGUAUAAAUAUUAUAUAUUGACUAUCUACGAUAAACGAGAAAAACAUUUAUCGAGUAAUCGCAUAGGAUGUGUUGAAACAUUUAAAAUGAUGCACAGGGUAUAGAUGAAGAAAAUCGUUGAUAUAAUAACUGAUGUCUAUAUAAUGAAUGUUUCUUUUGUUCUAUCGGCCUCAAGGACACAAACGCGCGUACGAUCGACAAUUAAUCUAUAGUAGAUGUUUUCCAGAAUUCAUUUCGACUCAAAACGGACAGUUAUAGCGUAAGUGUGCUCGGUGUUAAUCGUUCGUCGAUAAUAAAAUGAAAUGGAUAGAAAUGAACAGAAACGAACAGAAAGGAAUAGAAAACGAAGAACAGUGAAAGAAAGAAAGAAAGAAAGAAAGAAAGAAAGAUAAAAAUGAAAGCAAGGAAACGGAUACGAACGCAUGCCAGCCGUGUCGAAACGGAACCAAGCAUCGCUAUCAAUUAACCGAACACUCGGAUUAAUCGAAUUAACCGAUUGUACAUUGAUCGCUAAGGUUUAAAUAUUAAGUAUAAAUAUAUUAUACAGAUUUAAGUGGUUUCGCUGUUGAUCGGAUGUAUCGGAAUAAAGAAGAAUGAUAAA